CGGUUAAACGUUAUGUCAGCUCGCUAGCGCAAUGACAUUGUACCAAACAGAAGUCGGAUCGCCGAGUGGUUUACAGUGUGUUAUUUCACAGACUUUGAACGCUCAAACUUAGCAUUGACAUUGCCGUCAACAUGUCCUCCGCCUCCACAGGUUUUCCGGAGGAGCAGCAGCGCAGAGGAGCACAGAUACCAGUGGGCAUGGAGUACAUCCCAACAGAGGAAGAGAAGAGGGUGUUCAGAGAGUGCAACCAGGAGAGCUUUUGGUACAGGUCGGUGCCCUUCUCUGUGGUCGGCAUGGCUAUCACACAGGCCCUAGUUGCCAAAGGGACGCUCUCUGCAUCUGCAAGGUUUGGAUCUCUACCUAAAGUGGUCUUUGCUGGCUUCUGUGGCUAUCUGGCUGGGAAAAUGUCAUACAUGAAGACGUGCCAGGAGAAGUUCAAGAGGUUGGAAAACUCCCCUCUGGGAGAGGCCCUCAGACAGAGGACGGGAUUCCCUCCAAAACUUUCCAAGGCUCCUCAGUCAGAGAUGAGUGACCCAGACAUCCAGUCAUUUGACACCAUGUUCCAGCAAGCAGAAGCCCCAAUCCAGAGAACCUACACUUCAGAGUCACCCGUGCAAAUGGGGAGAGUAGAUGACUUGAGCACUCCAGCCCAGUCAGAUGUGGAAGAAGAGGAACCGACGAGGAAGUCCAUCCUCUAUGAGGACCUGAGGCUCAAGAACAGGGAGAACUAUGAGGUCACGCUCACUCAGAGGGCCGAGACGCUGCUCAAAACAACACCCGAGAAGGAGCCAAAAAUACCCAAGAAAGAGGCGAAGAACAUCUAUGGAGACACCUGGGAUGAAUGAAAAUGAAAUUAAGAUGUAAUAGGUGUUCUUGCAUCUCUUGAGACCACAGUACAGCAGACAGCUCAGUGGCCCUUUUUCUCCAGUGCGACUUAGCCAGGUGUCAUGAAGUUGUUUCUGAUCAGUGUCGUUGCAAGUGAGUCAAUUAAAUCCAGUUGCUUGAGGACUAAAACUGUCUCUCUGUGCCUUGACAUAUGAAUUCUGUGUACUUUUUUUUUAUCUUCACUUGCACAAAUUUUAAAUUACAAAAUUUUAAAGCUCUCAAAACUUAACUGGAAAAGAAAAGUAAAUGUUUCAUCCCAUAGUUUUCAUUGGGCACAUCGCCAGCAAGACAUAGUAUAUAAGCAAAAACAGAGUACAUCCUGCUGAUGUCAUGGUCCAGAUUGAUUGAUUAAAUAAAAUAUAUAUUCACUACUUACAACUAAAAA
Messenger RNA from Micropterus salmoides (largemouth bass), 1270 nucleotides. Its product is annotated as OCIA domain-containing protein 1. Lineage: Eukaryota; Metazoa; Chordata; Actinopteri; Centrarchiformes; Centrarchidae. The transcript is spliced from 8 exons. The record is from RefSeq and is a predicted model, not a curated record. Gene Ontology annotation, cellular component: endosome. Bases 132 to 845 code for a protein of 237 amino acids.